AUUGUCGCGUAGUAGCAGAAAAUCAAGAGUCUAGACAUAUCGCAAGGCCUAGUUGAGAGCUAUUAUUGAUACAGAUCCUACAUAUUUCAGUGUAUCCUACGGACAAUGUUUAAAGAAAAGCUGUGAACAAUGGCACAGCGAACAAAAGUGAUCGAGUUGUACAAAACGCUGCUGCAUUUGGGGAAAGAUUAUCCAAAGGGAUACACCUACUUUCGUACAAACCUGAAAAAAAUAUUUAUGAAAAACAAAGAUGAAAACGACCCACAAAAAAUUGAAAAAAUGUUGGAUCAUGGACAGUACGUGAUCAAAGAAUUAGAGGCUCUUUAUAUGCUUCGGAAGUAUCGAAUCCUAAAGAAAAGAUAUUACAGCUAACGAUAGUUUAUACAUUAUCCAGAUAACCUAGCUAAUUGUAAGAAGACUGUCAAGUAAAAUUGAUAAGGACUGACAAUUGUAGCAAUCCUGUUUUCUAUAGUGUAUAUAUGUAUAUAACGUGUUGUGAAUCAUAUAUGUAUAUUACUUCUAUUAUUACUGCAAUUGGCAGCGUAUAAAAUAAGGAAAAUUCCAAGUUUUA
Molecule: messenger RNA, 571 nt
Organism: Diprion similis
Lineage: Eukaryota; Metazoa; Arthropoda; Insecta; Hymenoptera; Diprionidae
Gene: osi
Product: electron transfer flavoprotein regulatory factor 1
Exons: 2
Coding region: 130-372 (80 amino acids)
Biological process (GO): respiratory electron transport chain
Cellular component (GO): mitochondrion
Source: RefSeq, a predicted model, not a curated record